AUGGCUUCCUCAACCCUCCCUUCAGUUACCCAAUCUGCAACAGCAGUAGCAUCAGCAAGCACAGCACCUCACAAGGCCUUCGCUUAUUACCAAUACGACCCCUCCGUCCCAGCUGCUGCAAUCUUCACAGUCCUUUUCCUCGUCACCACCGCCUUCCACUGCCUGCAAGCCUUCCGCAAACGUACCUUCUUCUUCAUCCCCCUCAUCGUCGGUGGCUUCUUCGAAUGGAUCGGCUACAUCACCCGCAUCCUCGCCCAUUACAACAUGGACAGCAAGGGCAUCUUCAUCACGCAGACCCUGCUCCUCCUCCUCCCACCUUCGCUAUUCGCAGCGAGCAUCUACAUGGUGCUCGGCCGGCUGAUCCUAUACACUCAAGGGGAGAGCAUGGCGCCCAUCAGAGCGAGCCUGUUAACAAAGAUCUUCGUGGCGGGUGAUGCUCUCAGCUUCCUGGUGCAGGCCGGCGGCGGUUCCAUGAUGGCAAGCGCCGACCGGCAGGCCCUCGGCAAGAACCUGGUCAUCAUCGGCCUCGUCCUCCAGAUCCUCUUCUUCGGCCUCUUCGUCAUCACCUCCAUGAUAUUCCACCGCCGCAUGACCACCUCCCCGACCAUCGCCGCGCUGGAGGCGCCGUGGCAGAAGUACAUGUACGCCCUCUACGCUGCGAGCCUCCUGAUCUUCAUCCGGUCCGUCUUUCGCAUCUUCGAGUUUGCGGGGGGCCACGAUGGCAAGUUGAUGAGCACCGAGGUGUACAUCUACAUUUUCGAUGCGGCCCUCAUGCUCGGCGUCAUGGUGGUCUUCAACGUGGUACAUCCGGGAGCGAUCAUCGGGAGGAGGGAGGAGAUGAAGGGUGCUAUGCCACUAGGUGGCUUGGAGAGCGGGAGUGAGAGCUUCCUCGGAGGACCUAGGCGAUGA
Molecule: messenger RNA, 909 nt
Organism: Drepanopeziza brunnea f. sp. 'multigermtubi' MB_m1
Lineage: Eukaryota; Fungi; Ascomycota; Leotiomycetes; Helotiales; Drepanopezizaceae
Cellular component (GO): membrane
Source: RefSeq, a predicted model, not a curated record